CCUACUGUUGUACUGGGGAAGUAGCGAACCCACAUGUGCACUUUUUUUUUAGGUGGACAGCGGUCUACUUGAGAUAAAACACCCGAGAUUUGUCGGAAAAUAUCGAUUGCUUUUAUAAUUUCACUAUCUACCAAGGACCAGUUGCUCUUUGUUCAGGGUACUUUCAUGAAAGAGCUCUACUUACUACAUUCGACAUUCGUAGGACAGAGGAUAGAAUGAGCUCCAAGUAUCAGACUUCCCCUCAUGGAACUAAAAUCCUGAGUCCUUCUGAUGAAGACGGCGACAUCAGGGCAGAGAAUGUUUAUCUUAAGACGCUCCUCCUUGAUUUAUCCCAUCAGCAUACAAGGCAGAGCAAGCUCAUGGAGAAACUCCUCUACUUUGGACCUGUGAGUUCGCAAAACCCACAGUUGCUUUCAGAUGAAGAUGCAACCAAAACUCAACCACAGAAGAAGGACGAAGGGCAGAUGAACGGCAGAGCCAGUGGCCAAGACACACCCAAUAACACCACGCCGAAUGAAGAAUCCACAGAUUUGCAUGUGAACACCUCGGCCCAGUGUGAAGAGGAAAAGGUUAAGGAGAAGGACUUGAAGGAGAGCAAUCAUAGGGGAAAAUACGACCAGGAGCGAGAGGCCUACUCGAGGGAGAUGAUGGGCAGAAUGUUGUGGCUGGAGCGUCAGCUGAUAGAAGCCAGACGAGCUGUGACUGAGGAGGAUGAAGACAAAGUCUUUCAGAUGAAGGAGUACUAUGAGAAUCUCCUGGAAAAAUCCAAAAAUGCUCUGGAUGAACUUCGCCUGCGCCUGGAUGUAACCCAGAAUGAUUUCAUGGUCAGCCAGAAGUGUCGCACAUGCAGGUGUUUGAAAACCGAGGCAGAGGUGCAAAAGCUCAAGCAGGAGCUUAGAACUCAAAAGAUAUUUUAUGAAACUGAAGCCCAAGACCUUCAGGACAAGACUGAAGAGCUGAUGGCUGAAUUGGAGGAGGAGCGUGCUCGGUCCGCCAAUUGGGAGCAGCAGGCCAUUGAGACUCAGAAGCAAAUUGCUGAUCUUCACUUCACCAACCUGAAGAAAACUGAUGAGUUGGAGCGACAGAUUGCUAUCCUUUCACGGGAGCUGGAGGAUGAACAUGAAGAUUGUUCUUCUCUCAAGAGCAAGAUGGUUAAAAUAGUGAAGGUACUUAAGGGACAGGAUGGCCACAAGAGCACCUUCUGAAGGGUCUCCACGGAUUUGAGGUUCCGUGAAGCGUCAUCCACCACCCACACCAUGGUUAGUUUAACGCCACUUCCUGCAGUUUGAGGUGACCUCAUGUCGCCACGGCUCCUCUAUGAAGUCAGGUGCUAUUUCUUGAUCUAUAGACUGUAU
Molecule: messenger RNA, 1355 nt
Organism: Synchiropus splendidus (mandarinfish)
Lineage: Eukaryota; Metazoa; Chordata; Actinopteri; Syngnathiformes; Callionymidae
Product: ERC protein 2-like
Exons: 9
Coding region: 216-1205 (329 amino acids)
Source: RefSeq, a predicted model, not a curated record